GGGGAGGAGGAGGAGGAGGAGGGAAUCCAGAUGGGAAGGAACAGCAUCGGCGCCGCAGGAGAGAGAUAGAGAGACCGAGAGGAGAAGACGCGACAGCUUGGAGAUGAAAAACACUUUUGACAAACACUGAACGAUCGGAUUUCAUUUGGUGUCGCCAUGUAUUUUGGUAAUGUGUGUCACAGCGCUCUCCCGACGCUGACUCGUCCCACGCUGGGCAGGACCCCUCCCUCCCCCGACCCCAAAGCCCUCCUCCCCUUCCACCUGUUGCCUGGAUUUACCGACAUGGAUCACAUCCACAAAGCUGUGAUAGGCCCAGCCUUCGGGCUAACCUCACCCCUGAAGAGGAAGCCCAGUUCGUGCGGAGUCUGUCGCCUGAGAUUCAACUCUGAGGCGCAGGCGUCUUCGCAUUACAGUGGCACGAGGCACGCGAAAAGGCUGAAGGCUCUGGACGCCCCAGAUUCAAAGAUCAGGACCUCCGAACCAGUCGCCAAGGAGACCGCGGCGCAAACCCACUCGUCGCCCUGCUCGCAGCCCUCCAGCUCCGACACAACAUCAGGAGAACCCUCUGUCCCAAACCCUACCUCAGAACAGACAGCAUCGAGCAGUGGCUCCCCCGAAACUUUGACGCCGCCUCGUGACCCCUCCUCGUCGCCUAGCCUAGAGAGAGACACGCAAAAAGAUGGCGAGGUGGAGUCUCCGGAAGGGGAGACGGAAGAAGAGAAAGCCAUACGUCUUCUCUACUGCUCCCUCUGCAAGGUGGCUGUCAACUCGGCCUCGCAGCUUCUGGCACACAACAGCGGCACCAAGCACAAGACGAUGCUCGAGGCCAGAAGUGGGGACGGAGCCAUCAAGUCGUUCCCGAGGAUGGGCGUCAAGGCAAAGAUGGCCUCGCCGCCCGAGUCGUCAACGGGACUGCAGAACAAAACUUUCCACUGUGAGAUCUGCGACGUGCAUGUCAACUCUGAGACUCAGCUCAAACAGCACAUCAGCAGUCGGAGACACAAGGACCGGGCGGCAGGUAAACCGGCCAAGCCGAAGUUCAGCCCCUAUACUCCCAUCCAGCGUCACCAGAGUUUCCAGGCGAUAAGGCUGACUCUACAAAAGAACCAAGACCUGGCCAAACCCCUGGCCUCGUGUCUCCUGCAGCGUCAGCUCUCGGUGGCCGCCGCCCUGGCGUCGUUGCCCCCCUUCCAGCUCCAGCCUGCCACAAACUCGAGCCCCGCCCUGUUUCACAGUCAGCCCCUCCCCCAGGCGCUGCUCCAUCCGGCCCCUGGACCCAUGUGUUCGACACACACGUCGGUCCUGUUUUCCCCCUACUGACCCCGCUGAGCGUCUCGGUCCGUCAUUGACGACUGCUAAACGCAGACGUGAUACCCUCCCAGCGCCGCGCGCGCCACCAGACACCGUGAGCUCCACGGACCAGGACUGAAGACUAUUUGCUUGCCUGGGACUAAAACUGUAAGGCGGGUCGGGGAAGAAAGUACAAAGCAGCAAAUGAGAGAACGCAGAGUAUUUUCUGAUGUGAGUGAUGGAGUACGAGUGAAUGCACAGACGUAGCCUUCAUAGGGGAUCAGGAUUGUGUUCUUUUCCAACUCAAGGAAGUAUAGAUAUGAGAAGGGUGCAGAAUGCUGGACUUCCGUGACGACUACAGCUGUGUGUGUUUGUAUGUGCAGAUGUGCAUAAAAGAGCAUGCGUGAUUAUUAUUUUCCAAUAAACAAUGGCUGUGGA
Messenger RNA from Mugil cephalus (flathead mullet), 1728 nucleotides. Its product is annotated as zinc finger protein 385D-like. Lineage: Eukaryota; Metazoa; Chordata; Actinopteri; Mugiliformes; Mugilidae. The record is from RefSeq and is a predicted model, not a curated record. Gene Ontology annotation, cellular component: nucleus. Bases 157 to 1320 code for a protein of 387 amino acids. The transcript is spliced from 8 exons. Gene Ontology annotation, molecular function: zinc ion binding; nucleic acid binding.